AUGGCGUGGCCAAACAAGAACAAAGACAUGCAAUAUCGCCGUGUAGGAAAUUCAGGCUUACAUGUAUCCGCCCUUGGAUUAGGAGGAUGGUUAACGUUUGGAGGCCAUGUGGAAAACCAGACGGCUUUUGAUUGCAUGAAGCAGGCUUAUGAUUGCGGUAUCAAUCUUUUUGACACAGCGGAGAGUUAUGCCAAUGGUCAAUCCGAAGUCGUCAUGGGACAAGCCAUCAAGAAGUUUGGCUGGAAGCGCAGCGAUCUGGUUAUCACCACCAAGCUAAACUGGGGUCUUGCAAAUGGCGAAAUCCUGAUCAAUAACCACGGCCUUUCACGGAAACACAUUGUCGAGGGUGCGCGGGCUUCUUUGGAGCGACUGCAGCUCGAAUACGUUGACAUCAUUUACGCGCAUCGCCCGGAUCGCCUGACGCCCAUGGAAGAGACCGUCCGUGCCUUUAAUUACGUUAUUGAAAGGGGCUGGGCAUUUUACUGGGGAACUUCGGAAUGGUCUGCAGAUGAGAUCACCGAAGCUUGCGGAAUAGCCAAGUCCUUGGGUCUUAUCGCGCCCAUUGUUGAGCAGCCCCUGUAUAACAUGUUGGAUCGGGACAGGGUCGAAGGACAGUUCCAGCGGAUAUACUCACGCUGCGGAAUUGGGCUCACCACUUUCUCUCCGUUGAAGAUGGGUCUAUUGAGCGGCAAGUAUAACAAUGCGACAUCAGGGCCUCCGGCAGGCUCACGAUUCGCCGAGAGCAACGACAAGUUUGCAAACAGUGUCCGGACUGACUGGGAGAACGAGAAGUGGGCUGGAAACAUUCGCAAGAUUGCUGGGCUUAAGGAAUUAGCGGAUAGGCUGGGAGUCAAACUCUCCCAGCUGGCACUGGCAUGGUGUCUGAAGAAUGAGAAUGUUGCGUCGGUGAUCACAGGUGCUUCGAGGCCAGAGCAGAUUGUCGACAAUGUACAAAGCUUGAAGCUUUUGCCGACGCUGACUCCUGAAAUCAUGGCAGAGGUUGACGAGUGCCUGCUUAACAAGCCUACUCAGGACCCUGCCAGACAGGACUGA
Messenger RNA from Penicillium mononematosum, 1053 nucleotides. RefSeq lists its product as uncharacterized. The transcript has 5 exons. The record is from RefSeq and is a predicted model, not a curated record. NCBI's taxonomy places the organism in Eukaryota, Fungi, Ascomycota, Eurotiomycetes, Eurotiales, Aspergillaceae. The coding region runs from base 1 to 1053 and encodes 350 amino acids.